GAUUGCAGAGAAUCAGCUGGCGGAGCGCCGUACUGAGCCCCACGAACCAGCAGUACCAUCUCGUACUAUAGUAAUAUGGCAUCAAGAAGAAUGGAGACCAAACCAGUGAUAACGUGUUUAAAGACACUCCUUAUCAUCUAUUCCUUCAUUUUCUGGAUCACAGGAGUUAUUCUGUUAGCUGUUGGUGCAUGGGGGAAGUUCACACUGGGUAACUACAUUUCUCUGAUUGCGGAAAACUCAACAAAUGCUCCCUAUGUUCUGAUUGGUACUGGAUCCUCUAUUAUUGUCUUUGGUCUGUUUGGAUGCUUUGCUACAUGCCGUGGCAGUCCAUGGAUGCUGAAACUGUAUGCAAUGUUCCUUUCUCUUGUCUUUUUGGCGGAGCUGGUAGCUGGUAUUUCUGGCUUUGUGUUCCGACAUGAGAUCAAAGAUACUUUCCUUCGGACUUACACUGAAGCUGUCUUAGAGUAUAAUGGGAAUGAUGAAAGAGGUCGAGCUGUGGAUAGUGUGCAACGUCAUUUGAAUUGCUGUGGUGUACAGAGCUAUUACAACUGGAGUGCCAGUGCCUACUGGGCUGAACAUGGUAUCCCAGCUAGCUGCUGCAAAAAUGACAAUGAUUGUAGUGAACAGGACUUGCGCAACAUGACCAUUGCAGCCAGUAAAGUACAUCAGAAGGGUUGUUAUGAGUUGGUUACCAGCUUUAUGGAGAGAAACAUGGGAAUUAUUGCUGGAGUUGCUUUUGGGAUUGCGUUUUCACAGUUGAUUGGAAUGUUGCUGGCCUGUUGUCUGUCCCGUUUCAUCACUGCCAAUCAAUAUGAGAUGGUGUAACUAGGAAACUGAUGUUUACAGAUCAUUUCAAAUUCAGGAACCAUAAGGAACCAGGAAGACUUUCUACAAAUGUUAGCACACACACACUAUUCUUGUUCUUUGUGUCCUGUACCAUUUGUUGGUUAUCAUUCCUUGACCUACUGUUGUGCCAUGUAGGUUUGCUUUGUGCACUCCGUCCUUGAUGCUUUAGAGUCCAAGCCAAUGGCUGUCAGUGUGUGUGUGUGUUUAGUCUUUAAUCUCACUGUACCCCCAGUGUACCUACAUUGCUGCAGGUACAGUUAGCAGCAUUAACAAUUGUGGUGCAUGUAGUAACUGGAAGGCUUGGUUGCCAUUCUCAGUUGGUAAAUGUUGCACAUGUUUCAGUAUAAACAAAAUGUAAUUAUUGUUAGUAUAAUAGAACAUGUUUUUAAUCUUUCAACUUUUCCACUGAUCCUAACCUUUUCUGACCCCCAAAAAACAUAAAAAAGCUUUUUAAAAAUUAAAGAUGUGAAGAUACUUGAAAAUAAUUUUAAAAGAAAGGGAAAUGCCUGCAGGGACAUUGUAUCUUUAUAUAUAUAUGGACUUAAGCCUUUAUUCUUAUUUAAUGUUAAUUACUUGGUUCUUCUAAUACUAAAUGUUGUGCAUUUCUCAUCUAAGCCAGUGUAGUCUGUACCAUCACUUAGCUAUGGAUGUAUUAAAGCUGCUUUAGUGAACUGAUUGUAAACUGAAUUGACUUAAUAUGUUCUCGUGUUUAGUCUGUAAGCGGAUUUGUAAUUUUUGUCAGUUUUUUGCCUUGUACUAAAAUGUUUCAGCCAGCAUUUAGUGUUCAGUUAUUCUAAAAGAAUCAAUGUUAAAAAGCCUAGUGGAUAUUUUAGUACAAUCCAGAUGAGAAAAAAAAAAACUUUGUAAAAAAUUGACAUUGAAACAGACUUUUUAAAGAGAUACCACCAGCUUGCAUGCUGAUGAGAAUGCAUUGAUAUUGUGAGCAUUUGUGAUACCUGUAAAAUUAAAUAAAAUGUGUUUUUGUUGUC
Protopterus annectens (West African lungfish) is the source of this 1835-nucleotide messenger RNA. RefSeq names its product tetraspanin 7 (gene TSPAN7). The record is from RefSeq and is a predicted model, not a curated record. The transcript is spliced from 8 exons. Gene Ontology annotation, cellular component: membrane. Lineage: Eukaryota; Metazoa; Chordata; Ceratodontiformes; Protopteridae. Bases 76 to 825 code for a protein of 249 amino acids.